GGGGUGGGGGGCAAUAUAUUUUACCAUAUUGAAUUUUAUAACACAUUACAAAGUAUGCAGUUUCGUUCACUAUAUGUGACGAAAUGCCACAAGGUGAAAAACAGGUGUUGACGACCACAUUACAUAGAUAUUCACGUUAUACAAAAUAUUUAUUAACGAUAAUGCUAUAUUUUGGUGAGAUUUUUGUCAUCAUUCUUUUUGCUUUUACAUCCUAUGCAAGCCUACAGAAAGGGGCAUUAAGAGUGCAGUUUCAGUCACCGGCAGUACCACUCCUACAUAGUAAUGCAACUGUAAGAGAAUUUUAUGAGGGUGACAUUGCUGUACCAUUUUUCACCGUACUACAGUCUGAUGUGUCUCUAGUCCUGUACUAUGCUCCAUGGGAUUUUGAUUCUCAGUUAGCAAUUCAGGAUUUUGAGAAAAUUGCCAACAAAUACAAAGGCCAGGUAUUUUGUACUUCAAUAAACUGUUGGGUACAUAGUGGAUUGUGCAAGAAAACUUUCCUUAAACUUAGGAGUUUCCCUUUGAUAUUGGGUUAUGUCGGAGCAAGUAGAGGUAUUCAGUAUAGAGGCCCUUUACAAUAUGACUACUUAGAUAAGUUUGUUCAAAGUUUGCUUACACCUCUUAUAAGGAUUGAAACUGUUGCAGACCUCAACAAAUUAUUGAUUCAGUCAGCAGUUGUUGUAACAGGUUUCUUCAAUUUUGAUUUGGCAAAGCCAAAAGGAUUUUACCCGUUUUACACAGCGUCGUUAAGAUAUCUAGAAUAUGAUAGCCGCAAGACUGUUGUAUUCGCAGUUAUUACAAAUCCUUCCGCUGCACAAAGGCUAGGAAUCCGCUUGUCAAUGCCUAGGCAAUUUGACUUGCGAUUACACUUGUGGAAUGAGACCCUGAUUUAUCCUUAUAAUGAUAAUGCUAUUGACACAAGUCAGCUUCUGCAAUGGAUUCAUUAUCGGAGUCAUUCUCCAAUGCAAUUCAUUUCUCCGAGUGGUCGGAAAAACCAGGUUAUUCAACGUUACCUUAUUGAGCAACAGCGGCCGUCGCUGAUCCUCUUUACUCCUAGUUCGAUACUUUCAUAUCAAACCAUGGUGGUGAAAGAAGUAGCCUUGAACUACUACAAUUGUGUUUCUUCUCCUCGAAUAACCAGACUUAUCCAAGAAAGUGAAAUUCAAAGAGAUGCAAUGGAAUUUUCUCGAUUAGCGUUCGAGAGACAGUGUGGUAUAUCCGAGAAGAGGAAAUGCCUUUCUAACAAUAUCUCUAUCAACGCACAUCAACCAAGUAAAGAUGACAUUAGCGUUGAGGAAAAAUGUGAAUUUAGUUACGAACCGAUAUUGCCGAAAUUAGAGGGACUCGGUUGCCGUACAAACCGUACUUUAAAUUUCUUUGUAAUUGAUUCACACCAGUAUCCAAAUUUGCUCAUUAAUUUGGGUUACUCCUCCAAACGGAUUAACCAAAACAGUUAUGUCGUUUUCGUUGUCGAUCCUAUGGCGGAAUCACAUUACGCCAUGACUCUGCCAUUGACAAGGCAGAACUUACAGAACUUUGUUAUUAACUACACAGAAAAAAGGCUUAGAAGGUUUCAUCGCAGUCGACAGAAAAAACAAAAAACAAAAAAGUCCUGCUAUGCUGGGCGAGUUUGCAUUGAAGAGAUAUCAGCCGAUGACUUCACCACAAUCGUCCUUGAUCCAUUGUACGACGCAUUAGUACUGUACAAAAAGAAAGGCUGUGUGUUUUGUGAGAUUGGGGCUCGUUUCUUUUUGAAAAUUUCUCAGAUGUUUUCUUCACCAUCUUCUUCCAUUCUGAAAAAAACCAACGUGCGGCAGAUCAAAUUUGCUACUAUAGACGCUGAAGAGAACAUCCUACCAUGGCAAUAUACCGUUGAUAAAUUCCCUACCAUCAUAUUUUACCCAGCCCACAGGAAACAUGACAGCCGUAUAUAUCCACAUAAUUUGGAAUUGAAUGAGGCCAACUUGCUAAAUUUUACACUUUCCCAUUUGAGUCUAAAAAAUCGUAUAAUUUGGUUCACUCGGUUUUGCCAAGAUACCGCUUGCUUACAAGAAGCCCAACGACAAAUAGAUGCUCAAAUCAUUAUCAUUGAACGCAAUAUUCGGAGAUCCCGCAAUCAUUUACUGUGGCCGGAAAACAGCGAUCGGAAGUCAGUUGCGAAGAUUCAAAAUUAUGUGAAGGAACGUCAUUUUUUCAAAGAGUUAGGAUACUCUGUCAGAAAAGCAGUCGUUGAUAUUCCAGGAGGACACAAACCAGACGAGUAUCGCGAUGGAAUUGUUCUACUCGCUUAGUUGCUUCUUUUUUAAACUUUCAUAUUAUUUGUUCCCGCUAGUUAUUUGCAGAAAUGUAAAACGUUAAAAAUCCAUGUUUUACCGAUAAAAACUUGAAAAGUUC
Daphnia magna is the source of this 2394-nucleotide messenger RNA. Its product is annotated as thioredoxin domain-containing protein 11. The record is from RefSeq and is a predicted model, not a curated record. Bases 84 to 2291 code for a protein of 735 amino acids. The transcript is spliced from 9 exons. NCBI's taxonomy places the organism in Eukaryota, Metazoa, Arthropoda, Branchiopoda, Diplostraca, Daphniidae.